Molecule: messenger RNA, 558 nt
Organism: Alternaria viburni
Lineage: Eukaryota; Fungi; Ascomycota; Dothideomycetes; Pleosporales; Pleosporaceae
Exons: 2
Coding region: 1-558 (185 amino acids)
Source: RefSeq, a predicted model, not a curated record
AUGACUAGUUCACCCGCUAUCGACGUCGCCAUCACUUCUUCGCCCGACGUUUUCGAUAUCGACGGACAUACAGAUCUGAGCAUCCGCCUCAGUCUCACGCUUCGUCACGACAAACCGAUUACAUUGUACAAACGUGACACGAGCCUCUUCGACGGCAAGAUUCUCCAUGAUGGCGGGCUCACGUUCACCGAUGUCGAGACUGGCCAACUCGUGCCACGGAAACAACAUGUCAUUCACACCGGCUUUACACCUCUAAGUACAAGCGGACGGGAGAAAACGGAUCCAAGAGAAUCGUGGGUGAGGUCGUUGAAGUUCGCCAGCUUCAAAGAUGGGCAAACAUAUAGGAUGGGCAUCAGUGAGAACGCUCUUGUCAAGGACUGGUUCGAUGGAACAGUCUGGAAGCUACUAGGAUGGCAGAUGCUGGGUUGGACGCCGACGACAGUCCACACGCACAUCAGCUAUAGGGUUGUUGAGUCAUCGGUUGUCACGAUCAAGCGACUCAAGGCUGAUGAUGAUAUCCGCCUCGAGGACGUACUCUCUGUGAAACCGACUGAUUGA